Vespula pensylvanica (western yellowjacket) is the source of this 1155-nucleotide messenger RNA. Its product is annotated as odorant receptor 13a-like. Gene Ontology annotation, biological process: detection of chemical stimulus involved in sensory perception of smell; sensory perception of smell. Gene Ontology annotation, cellular component: plasma membrane. Bases 12 to 1103 code for a protein of 363 amino acids. Lineage: Eukaryota; Metazoa; Arthropoda; Insecta; Hymenoptera; Vespidae. The transcript has 6 exons. The record is from RefSeq and is a predicted model, not a curated record. Gene Ontology annotation, molecular function: odorant binding; olfactory receptor activity.
UCUUAAAAUGCAUGGGAAUUUCGCCAUUGAAGAAUUAUGUUCCGAUAUUUCUUUUCUUUUUUACUUACCUUUCCCUUCAUUGUUCUCUAACAAUAGCACAAUUAAUUUGUGCUCCAAAAACGAUCGACAACAUUAUAUCGAACAUAUCGGAGAAUAUUGUUCUAAUUAUGACACUUACAAAAAUAACAAUUGCUAGAGUAAAUAGAGAAGCAUUUCGUAAAUUAUUCAUGGAAAUCAAGGAGUAUUCAUUAACUGAAAAAUACGAAACCAAAGAGGAGAAAAUGACGUUCUUAAACUAUACUAAAUUACCUCCACGAUUUAUUGUUAUAACAGCCUGUUCAAUGACAACAUCUGAUAUAUUAUAUUACACGAGUGGGCUUAUUUUUGGAAUUCAAAUUGGAAAGCAAAACAAUUCCAUGGGUUAUCAAUUGCCAUAUAGAACAUUAGAAAUUAUGGAUAUAAAGGAUACGAGGAUUUACGCUUUGAUCUGUGCUUAUCAAACAAUAGUCAUACCUAGUGUCUUAUUCGGUUACGUAGCAUUCGAUUGCAUGUUCGUCAAUUUGUCCGUUCAAGUAAUUGCACAAUUUGCUAUAUUGUCCUAUAAGGUCAAGACAGUGUUAAAUAAUUCUGAAAAUUAUCGUCUGGGUAUGAAAGAACUUGUACUACGACAUUAUCGAUUGAUAAGAUUAACAGAAAAAUUGGAAGAUAACUUUAAUUUUGUAAUCAUGCAGCAAUUGUUGGGUACCACCAUCCAUCUUUGUAUUUCCGGUUUCUACCUACUGAUGACUACGGAAACGAAAGACAGUUUAACCUUGAUCUUGUUCGUUUUAUAUGGCUUUUGUGUGAUCAGUACACUUUUUAUUUACUGCUUCAUCGGCGAAUGUUUUAUCCAGGAAAGUACUAAUUUUGGUAACGCCAUUUACAAUUACGAGUGGUAUAACUUACCUGCAAGAGACUCGAAAUUUUUUCUCAUUUGUAUGAUACGAACGAAAAAACCACAAUAUUUAACGUCUGGUAAAUUUGCCGUCUUGUCCUUGACCAUCUUCACAGAUAUCGUCAAAUCUUCGAUGGGAUAUUUAUCAGUAUUGCGUACAUUUUUGUAAAAUGGACACAAAUGAGAUGAAUUAAGUAGUAACAAUUUCUUUAUUCUUUUUU